CCACGAAUGAAAAAAAGCUAAUAGAAAUAAAUCGAAGAACCGCAGUAGUGUGCCACUUGAAGAGUGAAACACUAAUCAAAUCAUCUUCUCCGGCGACAGUUUUCAAUCAAAUUUUCAGAUCUGAGGAGCGAUUAUAUAUGAUAGUACAAUGGGAGUAGUAAUGGAGAGCUCAAUUUGGGAACCAAAUGCAUCACUCUACAUCUUCAUUUUCAUCUCUUGUUUUUUCUCCAUUGCUCUCUUCCCUAAAAAUCUCUCAAAAUCAAAUAAUAUUAACAGCAACAAAUCUCAAUCUAUCACCGGUCAUGCCUUUUCGUCUUCUUCUGACCGUCGUUUCCAGCGGAAAUUUGUCUUCCUCUUCUCUCUCGCUUCCGUGAUGGAAGGUCUAUGGUCGGUGUUUGGUGAAUAUGAAACGGUGACGUUAUACGGAAUGAGUACAGAGGAAACUGUGUCGUCUCUUUGUGUUGGAUUUGGAGCUGCUCUUCUUAUCGGUACUUUCUUAGGGAUGCUUUCUGAUUCUAUAGGCCACAAGAAAGUUUGUUUGAUAUUUUGCAUACUCCACCUCUUUGUUGGUAUAUGGAAGAGAAUUGUAUCGCCUCCGACUUUCUGGCUUCCAAGUAUAUGUUUGUCUCUAGGCACUGCAAUUUUUUCUUUCAGCUUUGAGGCAUGGGUAGUUUUAGAAAAUGAAAAGCAAGGAUAUGGACAAGAUACUUUGAGCGGCACAUUUUGGCUAAUGACUUUCUUUGAGUCAGCGGCAUUUAUGGGAAGCCAGGUGCUUGGAAAUUGGUUAUUAGGUAGUAAUCCAGAAACAGGGAUCAAAUCAUCUUAUACUGCAGCAGUCUUUCUGGCGAUGAUAGGUAUCAUAUGUGUGAGCAAAGGAUGGAAAGAAGCGUCACAAAGUGAAGCAAUUCAAUUUCACAGGGUAUCUUACACACAUAUAUUGAGUGAUAAACGAAUAUGGCUAUUGGGAUUCGCGCAUGCGUGCCUUCAGUUCUCAACUGCAGUAUUCUGGAUUCUCUGGGCCCCAACAUUGGUGGCUGAUGGAAGAGAAGUGAAUCUAGGAUUGAUAUAUCCAUGUUUGCUGGGUGCAAGAAUGCUGGGAAGCACAGUAUUUCCAUGGCUGUUGACUGGUCCAUCAUCACUUCGAACUGAAGAUUGCCUAGUAUAUGUGUUCCUUGUACUGGGCUUUGCCUUGUCAAUUGUGGCUUAUGAUUACCAGGAAAUUGGAGUUUUAGUAUCAUUAUUUUGCUUAUUUCAUGCUGGUGUAGGCCUCAUUAUACCUUCACUUGCAAGAUUGAGGACCAUGCAUGUGCCAAAUGACUUGCGUGGAGGAAUGAUAAGUCUUUCUCUAGCUCCAGCAAAUGCUGCUAUUCUGUGUUUGCUGAUUCAAAGAGGUUAUUAUCACAAAAUGGAGAAUUCUACUAUGAUUGCAGUUGCAGCUGUUGCGCUUUUCUUAGCGUCUGGUUGCAUGCAUUUGUUGAAGCGAUUGGGAAAACAACCUCACCAAAACUGGCACAAGUUGUAGAUUCAAGAAUUCAUUCUACAUCAAGCUCAGCACAACAAGGGUACGGAUCAGCUACACUGGGGGAAGAUCACCUCAGGCUAAGCUACCAAAAAGGUAUCGAUCUUUGCGCCAUUUAAGAUCAAAUUGAGCAAAAAAAUGAAUCCAACUAUCAAUGCCGUUUGGCCUCGUAAUUAUUUGCUGGCAAGCUAGCUAUAAACAAGGAGGCGCAUUGGGUUUGUGCUGUGUAGAUUAUGUGUUCUUGGAGAAAUGCAAGUCAUUUAAAAGGCGAUACCUCAACUAGCAGAUGGGUUGUGCAUGUAUUACAUAGAGACAAAAGGGGGAUCUUACCUGGAGAUAAUUUAAAUUCAAUUGUUAAAGUUAAAAAUCAUUCAGAGUGUUCAUUUGUUUUUUUUUUUUUGAAUUUGAGUUGUUAUGCUUUAGGAUUUUGAUUUGGAGACAAUUAGAUUAAGAAGUAAAGUUUGUUUAUUUGCUUUAUUUGAGAUGCCACUGAUGUCAGCAUAAUGAAUUACACAAAAUUUUGGGAGCUGCUGAACAUUGCACAGAUAGACAUGUAAAUUUACAAGUAUUAAUAUUCUAAUCUUCUUGUACUUGAUCUCUAA
Molecule: messenger RNA, 2121 nt
Organism: Mercurialis annua (annual mercury)
Lineage: Eukaryota; Viridiplantae; Streptophyta; Magnoliopsida; Malpighiales; Euphorbiaceae
Exons: 9
Coding region: 149-1522 (457 amino acids)
Biological process (GO): molybdate ion transport
Cellular component (GO): membrane
Molecular function (GO): molybdate ion transmembrane transporter activity
Source: RefSeq, a predicted model, not a curated record